CUAAGGGUCUUGAAGGAUACUGAAACCACGCCAUCUCUUCGGAAAUUCUUUCCCACCGUUUUCUGUCUUCUUAACUUUGUUCUCUAAUGCUCUUGACCUCGCAACUCCAAUUUUUGACCUCGCAAAAUGAGCGACUCGUACAAGGAGGUAGUCUCAGAUGAUGGGAAGCAGGUGGUGCAUGACGGGAUACAAGUCGUUCAGUCGGGAUUGGAGCCCGUUCCUAACGGACUCAAGCCCGUCCUUAGUGAAGACCUCCCAGCUAAAAAGCAACAUCCGCGGCGCAAAUUGAUCAUUGGCAUAGGGGCAGCGGUCGCAAUUGUUGUAAUCGGCCUAGCUGUCGGCUUGGGAGUUGCCCUUAGCAGAUCACAUUCUACCCCAAAAUCGGCAUCAGAUGAGCCAGCUUCCCCGGCCCCGCGCGGCGAAUUCACCUCGUCUGCAUCAUUGUCAUCGUCCACAUCAGAACCAUCUACAUCCACGUCAGAUCCGACAUCAACAAUUUCAACUGCCUCAGAAACCAAAAACGCAUCUCCCACCCCCACAGCCGAAAAGUACACAUGUCCAGGCGCGAACAACACGGAGAUUCAUAUGGGUACCGGCAAGUCCGCGGCAUCGACUUAUUAUGUUUUCUGCGACGCGGACAUCCACGCCACCAACAAGAAAGACUUAUCUUCCACGGUGCAGGGAAAGUUUGCGGACUGCCUGGGGCUCUGUGACUCGAUGAAUAAUUUCCAGAAGCGCGCAGAUGUCGCUCUUACGUGGAACUUUGAAGGGACAGGGCAACAGAAACCAGGCACUUGCUGGUGUGUGACGGGUUCAAAGAAGAGGGUUAUAUCGAACCCGGGGAAUAUGGUGGCGAUUCUCGCCACAGAGAACCCUGUGGUUGAUCUAUGAUGGAAUGUAUCUAAAUCUUACAUAUUUGCUCCAGUCUGGUACUGGGCAAUUUGAAGAAUGUAUCUAUGGCUCUAUGCGUGUCCGUUGACCUGUGUGAUGACCUGCCCGAGAA
This is a messenger RNA of Aspergillus melleus, 1003 nucleotides long. RefSeq lists its product as uncharacterized. The record is from RefSeq and is a predicted model, not a curated record. NCBI's taxonomy places the organism in Eukaryota, Fungi, Ascomycota, Eurotiomycetes, Eurotiales, Aspergillaceae. The coding region runs from base 127 to 891 and encodes 254 amino acids. The transcript has 2 exons.